This is a messenger RNA of Ciona intestinalis (vase tunicate), 1152 nucleotides long. Lineage: Eukaryota; Metazoa; Chordata; Ascidiacea; Phlebobranchia; Cionidae. The record is from RefSeq and is a predicted model, not a curated record.
AUGCCCGUACUUGAUGAUUUUCUGGAUAAACGGGAUUAUGUUGGUGCAAUUACUCUCUUGGAGUUUCAAAGAAGAUGUGGAAAAGUUGUUCCACACCUGAACAUGUGGAUUGCUUACUGCUGGUUUCAUCUUGCAGAUUACAAAAAAGCAUAUGCGAUUUAUAAAAAAAUGAUUGAAAAAACUGAUUGUGAUCCUCAAGCAUUAAUUAACCUUGCGUGUUGUUGCAUGUAUCUUGGACUAUAUGAUGAAGCUUACACUGUUCUAAACACACCACAGCAAGACAACUUUUCAAUUUUACAAUCUCGAUUGUUGUUCCAUCUCAGUCACAAGCUAAACAAGGAGAGAAACAUGAUGGUGCAUAUGUCAAGAUUAGAAGAUAUUGAUGAUAAAUGUUCCUACUAUAGUCUACAUUUCAUGAGAGGGAACUAUGAAGAAGCUAUUAAUUCAUUCAAACAUCUUUUAAAUCUUGACAAAAACUUUGCUGCUCUAAAAGUUUAUUUAGCGAUGUGCUAUUUUAAGCUGGAAUAUUAUGACGUUGCACAGGAUUAUUUAUCCGAGUACCUCCAGCAACACCCAGGCAGCGUUUUAUGCAGCAAUCUACGGGCUUGUAUAUUUUUCCGCCUUUAUAACGGCAAGGCAGCAGAGGCAGAACUAAGGUCGAUCAAAACUUCAACGUUAUGUUGUUCGGAUGUUAUUCAACAUAACAAGGUUGUAUUUGGUGACGGUCGUAACGCUCGUCAAGUUUUACCCCCUCUUGUGGGGGUUAUUCAUGAGGCAAGAUGGAACUUAGCUCUCUUCUUAGUAAAGCAAGGUGGUGAAUACAAGGAAGCAUAUGGUCUACUUCAUCAACACGACCCAAAACACGGACAGGAAUAUUUGAUAAAAGCCGUUACUAUGGCUUCACUGGGACAAGAAGAAGGAGACAAAAAUUUGAUAAAUUCAGCAGCUCAUUGCUACAAAUAUAUUGUCAACUUAGGAGACACAGUAUUGGGAAGACAGUGUAUGAUGUCAUCGUGUUUCCUUCGGAAAGAAUUUCGUCAAGCUCUUAACUACUUCGACAGUAUUAAAGGAUAUCUUUACAAUGAUGACGACUUUAAUUUCAACUAUGGACAAGCUAAGUUGGCUUGCGGGAAGUAUAAAGAAGCUGAAGAG